This is a messenger RNA of Triticum turgidum subsp. durum (durum wheat), 396 nucleotides long. NCBI's taxonomy places the organism in Eukaryota, Viridiplantae, Streptophyta, Magnoliopsida, Poales, Poaceae. The record is from the annotation of a GenBank genome assembly.
AUGGCAGGCAAGGCAUCGAUCGCGCUGUUCCUCGCCGUGAACCUGGUCGUCUUCUCCGUGGCCAGCGCGUGCGGGGGAAACUGCCCGACCCCGUCGACGCCCACCCCAUCGACGCCCACCCCGACCCCGGGCUCGCUCGGCAGGUGCCCACGCGACGCGCUGAAGGUGGGCGCGUGCGUCAACGCGCUGAACCUGGUCAAGGUCCAGGUGGGCAGGCCGACCGCGUUGCCGUGCUGCCCGCUGGUGGAUGGGCUCGUCGACGUCGAGGCGGCCCUGUGCCUCUGCACGGUGAUCAAUGCCAGCGUCCUCAGCAUCGUCAAGCUCAACCUCCCCAUCAACCUCAGCCUCAUCCUCAACCACUGCGGCAAGAAAGCGCCCACCGGGUUCAUGUGCUAA